UUCCCGCGACGGCCCUCCAUAUUUGCUGUGUAAUAUUAGAGUUCGCGAGGUGCGGCGAAGAGAAAUACUUUUUGUAUGUGAGGAGGUAGUUGUUUAACACUUUUUAGUUUGAGUCGAGCGCAGAUUAAGAAUUAGAAACAUCUCUACUAUGGAGUAUUUGAUUGGAAUCCAGGGUCCGGACUACGUGCUGGUUGCGGCCGACACGGUCGCGGCAAGUAGCAUCAUUCAGAUGAAACACGACUAUGACAAGAUGUUCAAGCUGAGCGAGAAGAUCUUGCUGCUGUGUGUGGGCGAGGCGGGAGACACAGUGCAGUUCGCCGAGUACAUCCAGAAGAAUGUCCAGCUGUAUAAAAUGAGGAACGGGUAUGAACUAAGUCCUGCAGCUGCCGCAAACUUCACUCGCAAGAACCUAGCAGACUACCUCCGCAGUCGGACCCCGUACCACGUGAAUCUGCUGCUGGCCGGUUACGAGGAGGCAGACGGGCCGAGCCUCUACUACAUGGACUACCUGGCGGCCUUGGCCAAAGCACCGUUCGCAGCCCACGGAUACGGGGCCUUCCUCACCCUGUCCAUCCUGGACCGGUACUAUAGGCCAGACCUGAGUCGAGAUGAAGCUAUGGACCUGCUAAAGAAAUGUCUGGAAGAGCUCAACAAGCGCUUCAUCCUCAAUCUGCCCUCCUUCAACGUGCGUCUCAUCGACAAGGACGGCAUCCACGACCUGGAGCGGGUGCCGCUGGGCCAGAAGGCCGCGUGAAAGACACGUUUUUGGCCGCUGAAACCCAGCACUGUUUUGUACCAGUCCGCUACGCCGUACCCCUUUUUACUGCAGUAAAAUAAUAAAAUGCCACGUCUCGUCUAAUCGCGUGUCUACCUGCCAUUCUACUU
Molecule: messenger RNA, 885 nt
Organism: Scleropages formosus (Asian bonytongue)
Lineage: Eukaryota; Metazoa; Chordata; Actinopteri; Osteoglossiformes; Osteoglossidae
Gene: psmb2
Product: proteasome 20S subunit beta 2
Exons: 6
Coding region: 149-754 (201 amino acids)
Biological process (GO): proteasomal protein catabolic process
Cellular component (GO): proteasome core complex; nucleus; cytoplasm
Source: RefSeq, a predicted model, not a curated record